AUGCAGCCAUCAAAGACGCCUGAUAGUUCCAUUCGUAGGAAACUCUCCGGAACAGGUCCAGGGGGCGCUCUUGGGACCUCUGAACUUUCAACGUCUAACGUGUCAGCAGCAGCAACAUCUGUAUCAUCUACACAACCAUCAGUAGUCAGAUCUACGUCUGGUUCAUCGACACAACCUCAGAAUGCUGCAGCCGGCAGUGUCUAUAAGGCCUCUCUGGUUCUGACUCCAGUAUCUCAGAUCUCCAGAGGUCCACGUAGAACAAGCCGCCAUGAGGCUCUGACAGGUGAACACUCAUCCAGUUUUGAUCCCGAAGUGUACAACCCAGAUGGAUCGUUACGUACAGUACACAAGUUGCCCAGCUUUGACCAGUCCUACGCUGAUGCUAGAAACACCAGGUAUAUCCGACACAGAGAGCGGUCAGAGAAUGAGAAAGAACUAUCUGUGGAUCAAAUAUUUGAGAAAAAAGAACAUUGCUAG
Candidula unifasciata is the source of this 477-nucleotide messenger RNA. The record is from the annotation of a GenBank genome assembly. Lineage: Eukaryota; Metazoa; Mollusca; Gastropoda; Stylommatophora; Geomitridae.